This is a messenger RNA of Sarcophilus harrisii (Tasmanian devil), 942 nucleotides long. Its product is annotated as olfactory receptor 51G2-like. Gene Ontology annotation, cellular component: membrane. NCBI's taxonomy places the organism in Eukaryota, Metazoa, Chordata, Mammalia, Dasyuromorphia, Dasyuridae. Gene Ontology annotation, molecular function: olfactory receptor activity; G protein-coupled receptor activity. The transcript has a single exon. The coding region runs from base 1 to 942 and encodes 313 amino acids. Gene Ontology annotation, biological process: G protein-coupled receptor signaling pathway. The record is from RefSeq and is a predicted model, not a curated record.
AUGUCUGUCUUCAAUAACUCAGCCCUUUAUCCUCAGUUUCUUUUAACAGGCUUCCAAGGAUUGGAGGCCAAAUAUAGUUUGAUCUCUCUCCCCAUCUGCCUGAUCUACAUCAUUUCCAUUGCAGGAAACAUCACCAUCCUUUUCAUCAUUCGGACAGAGCCCUCCCUCCACCAGCCCAUGUACUACUUUCUGUCCAUGUUGGCCUUGACAGACCUGGGUCUGUCUACUGUGACCCUGCCCACUAUGUUCAGUGUCUUUUGGUUCCAUGCCCGGGAGAUCUCCUUCAUUGCUUGUGCAGUCCAAAUGUACUUCAUCCAUGUUUUUUCCAUCAUUGAGUCAGCUGUGUUGCUGGCUAUGGCAUUUGAUCGUGUUGUGGCAAUUCGGGAACCUCUCCGCUAUUCAGCCAUCCUCACUAAUAGUGUAAUUUUUAGGAUUGGGCUAGCCAGUGCUGGAAGAGCCCUUAUCCUGGUUUUCCCAGUCCCUUUCCUCUUGAAAAGGUUGCAAUUUCGUAGCAUCAAUACUCUCUCCUACCCCUUCUGUCUGCAUCAGGAUCUCAUCAAGCUGACAAUAUCUAGCCGGAGAAUCAGCAGCAUCUAUGGCCUUAUGGUAGUCAUCUCUUCCAUGGGAUUGGACUCAGUAUUGCUUCUGCUAUCCUAUAUGCUCAUACUAGUCACAGUGCUGAGUGUUGCCUCCAAGGCAGAGCGUGUUAAAGCUCUAAACACUUGCAUCUCCCAUAUUUGUGCUGUGCUUACCUUCUACACACCCAUGAUUGGGUUGUCCAUGAUCCGCCGCUUUGGGCAGAAUGCUUCCCCAAUGGUCCAUGUCUUGAUGGCUGAUGUUUACCUGCUUGUCCCACCACUCAUGAACCCUAUUGUGUACAGUGUCAAGACCAAGCAGAUUCGCCUGCGCAUCCUCAAGAAGUUUAAGAAGCAGAAGGGCUAG